Messenger RNA from Anisakis simplex (herring worm), 405 nucleotides. Lineage: Eukaryota; Metazoa; Nematoda; Chromadorea; Rhabditida; Anisakidae. The record is from the annotation of a GenBank genome assembly.
AUGACAAUAUUCAGAGCUAAGUGGCUGUUUGGACAUUUUAACCAAUUAGAUGAUUAUCCGCUGAGAGAACGAAAAUAUCUGAAAACGCGGUGGUACUAUGGGAGACGACAUCCAAGACCGGCUCCAAUUUUGCAGCAAAACGUAGCGCAGAUCACCGAGAAGGUUGUUCCUGAUGUCGUUUUGCUGAACGUGUUCAAAUACCUUCAUCCAAUGGACCUCAUAAAUGGUGCUUCAAGAGUUUCACGACGGUGGAAUCAGCUCAGCAGAUCACCAUCGCUCUACCGCUAUGUUCGCGUAUUAGUCAAUCAGCAGUCUGCACAAAGCGGAAGUGCGAUGGAGUUUUUGCAGCGGGUCGGCGAAUUUAUGUUCGAUGUUCAAAUCAACGUCGAAUAUUUGACGUGCUAG